Messenger RNA from Galendromus occidentalis (western predatory mite), 868 nucleotides. RefSeq lists its product as uncharacterized. The record is from RefSeq and is a predicted model, not a curated record. The transcript has 4 exons. Gene Ontology annotation, biological process: regulation of plasma membrane sterol distribution; sphingolipid metabolic process; sterol metabolic process. Lineage: Eukaryota; Metazoa; Arthropoda; Arachnida; Mesostigmata; Phytoseiidae. Gene Ontology annotation, cellular component: Golgi apparatus; cortical endoplasmic reticulum. The coding region runs from base 42 to 740 and encodes 232 amino acids.
GAAAAAAAUAGCGUAAUAUCGAUUAGUGAGAGCUCGUCUCCAUGGCGGCGUUCAAAUUAUGCUGCAUUCAUUGCGGGGCCGACACGGAUGAGCUCCACCACGUGUUCUGCGGUACUCUGAGGCUCCGUGAGUGUGGAAAAUGCGGGAAAUUCGUGGACGAGUUACUCGAAGUCGAACCGAUGAUCAUUGGAGUGAAGCUCUUCCUCCAACGCAAAGAAGUUUACCGGCAUUUCUGUCGGAACGCUCUCGGUGAUCUACCCCUCCAAGUGCCAAUCAUUCUGCUUGCGAUAGAGAUGUUCCUCGCUUGGACCAUCUACAAUCAAGCCGGAGACUUCGAUUCAACGGUUGAUGGGUUCAAAUGGAACGUGGUGCGUAUCAUCACGCAGGUGCUCCUUGGCUGGAUCGCUCACGUUCUGACGGUCUGUGUUGCCCUUCGCCUGUUUUCGAAUGACUUCUUCAAAAUGUCCCGCAUAUUCUUCAUCAUUGUCGUGGCGAGUUUCUGCAAACUCUUCAACCUCGGUGUUCUCCUCUGGAGUCCACCCGAGUGUCACGAAUACGCAGCUUACGUGGUCGAAGGCUGUUGGCUCCUGGCUCAAUAUCGGAUGCUACAAUGUAGUCUCGAGGGGCGUCCUCUCUGCAGUGCGCUGAUCGUGAGCUGCGCGGCGUAUUCGAAGUUUGCGGCGAGCAGCUGCGAUUCGAUAUCCGUGUUCGCAGCCGACUCCUUAUCCCAAUAUUUUUGAAGAUGAUUCAGCACCAACGUCCGGUGCGAAUGGUUGUGAGACCCUUGCGAUCGUUGCUCGUUUCGAACGGCUUUGGAGAAGACUUUAUUCGGGGGUUGAAUAAACAUUGGCAGAGAUGAUUAGCUUUU